Molecule: messenger RNA, 3909 nt
Organism: Triplophysa dalaica
Lineage: Eukaryota; Metazoa; Chordata; Actinopteri; Cypriniformes; Nemacheilidae
Gene: stk17b
Product: serine/threonine kinase 17b (apoptosis-inducing)
Exons: 7
Coding region: 784-1848 (354 amino acids)
Biological process (GO): intracellular signal transduction; positive regulation of apoptotic process; protein phosphorylation
Cellular component (GO): nucleus
Molecular function (GO): protein serine/threonine kinase activity; ATP binding
Source: RefSeq, a predicted model, not a curated record
UCGAUGACAACGGUAUACCGAUUACGAUGACGCUGCCAGUGACGUAACGCGCAACUGCCCGUGCUGGCAUCUGAGCAGAAUUUGAAAGUAAAGACCCGGCGCACAAGAGCAGAACCCAAGAGUCCAAAACCUCGUCAAAACAACAACCCAUUCGUCUAAAAACGACGCAACCAGACGGACGUGUUUACAAGUCGUUUAGCGACUUUAUGAGUUUAUUUGAAACAAUUUGUCAGUUCGACUACAGCUGGUAUUCCCCUGAGGAGAAGAGGAAUAUUCUGAACUUUAAAGUCGUGGUUUUGUCCUGCGUGGAAAGGAAGUACUGUCCGCCAGUCGGUGUUGUUGUGAAAGAAAAUGAAACGAAUCGUCGUGUACAUGUGUCUACACAAAGGACAGCGUGUAAUCUGGGAGUUUUAGCUGAAUCUUCGAGGGCUAAACGAGCUAAUCUGGGCUAAAUUAGCAGGAGACUCUUAGCAUCUGUCGUCGCGUUUAAACUCAACUCACUCAAAUGAAGCGGCCGUAUUGACGGUCAACAUUUACUGACUAAAAACUUGAUCCACUUUUUCUUAAAUUGUUUCGCACUUAACCGUGUUAUAACCAACUGAGGGGGGCAACAGUAAGUAAAUGUUUUGGUGGUGACUGAACAUGAACUGUGUGCCGGUGAAGUGAUUAGUCCGCAUACUUCACUUCACACUCGUAGAAUACUGUGAAUACUCUCUGGCUGAGGUGUAGAGUUGAUCAUCAUUGCCGGUUAUCAUCAUCAUUACUGGUCGCAGUGGAGCGGUGAUGGCCCGGAGGAGACUGGACAGUCGCAGUGGAUCAUCUGCUCUGCUCUCAGAGAUCCACACACAGAUCCGUACUGAUGCUCUGGAUGGCGUGUUUGACAUGUGCAAUGAACUCGGCAGGGGGAAGUUUGCAGUGGUGAGGAAGUGUGAGGAAAAGUCCACAGGGAAAGUCUUUGCUGCAAAGUUCAUCAAGAAGCGGAGACGGGGUCGUGACUGCAGAGCGGAGGUCAUUCACGAGAUCGCCAUUUUAGAGGCUGCGAAGAACAACCCUCGGGUGGUGAACCUGCACGCUGUAUACGAGACGGAUCAUGACCUCGUUCUUCUACUGGAAUAUGCUGCGGGUGGUGAGAUAUUUGACCACUGUAUGUCAGAGGAGCUGCUGCCCGAGGGUCAGAUCACUCGUCUGAUCAGACAGAUGCUAGAAGGAAUUCAUCUACUUCACCAGAGCAAUGUGGUCCAUUUAGACUUGAAACCCCAAAACAUUCUUCUGACCAGUCUGAGCCCACUGGGAGAAAUAAAGAUAGUGGAUUUUGGGCUGUCUCGCAGGUUGGGCUCAGCUGGAGAACUCAGGGAGAUUCUGGGCACUCCUGAGUAUGUAGCUCCUGAGAUCCUUAACUAUGAACCAAUCACCACGGCAACAGAUCUUUGGAGUGUGGGUGUGAUAGCGUACAUGCUGGCAACAGGCGAGUCUCCCUUCGCUGGCGAGGACAAACAGGAGACCUUCCUAAAUGUAUCCCAGGUGAACGUGGACUACAGCAGAGAGGCCUUCUCAAGAGUGUCUGAGCUGGCUGUUGACUUCAUCCGGAAACUUCUGGUCAAAUCACCAGAGGAUCGUCCUAGUGCGGCUGACUGUAUGACCCAUCCCUGGCUGUGGCUCCAUUAUUCAGGGUCUGAGCCGAUCCCUGUUACACCACGCACUCCCCGGGAAAGGAGUUACGGUGGGAAAUGCUCUGCGCCACCUGAGGACCCUGAGGACAAAGAGAACAUUCUGGACUCGCCACGAAGCAAGAGGUUCCGUUUUGAAGAGGAUAUGUUCGCCACAGGGGACGGUGAUCACUUAUGCUGAUGCUAAAGGGAGUUACACUUGCUCUGAAUAGCAUAAUUUCUCAUUUUUAGUCUAUUUUGACUGCCUGAGUUUUCUCCAGUGCAGUGCUAGCGAAAAUUGCUUCUGUCCUAAUGAUUUUGUUCUCACACCAAAGAUGAUCUUUCUACAAAAGGGUCAAAUCUGGCAUAACGCUGUUUGUUAAUAUUAUAAUAGUGAGCUUCUAAAUGUCUAUUUUGCCGUCCUGUCUAAAGAUUUAAUUUACUUGUUCUGUCAUAUUUGGAUUUUAUAUGUUUAUAUUUUUAUUUUAAUGCCAUUCAGUAUCGAUUUCAUUUGCUGUGGCUUUUAGCCCACAUUAAUGCAGACUCUAAUUCUAUUACUGCACUUAAAGCAAAAACAGCCAGCUACUAAAACAACAAAGGCUGGAAUUCGAUGCACACAGAUAGUAUACACAUGUUUUGUUUGCGUGUUUUGUUGAACAUGCUUUUCCUUUUUGUGGUAUUGAAACAUCAGAAACCUUACAAAAAUGUGACUCAACACACAUGCACAACACACCCUGGAUUACCCAAAUAUGUGUUUGUGUUGGUCAUAGUACUUCCUUCUAGAGAAUGACUAAAGAUAUGCAGGAAAGCACUUAAAUCCCCUAUUAAGUCUGUUUCACUAAAAUAUGAGAAACAUUCUUAACAGCAUUCGAUUUGGAUAAUGAAGUAUAUCUAUUGAUUUUAAAAUGAAACAAAAUCGUUUUAAUAUUUUUAUUACUGCCAAUAUAUUGCUUAAUAAACAUGUUCUAGCAGGACGGAAUGAUGGUAUUAAGCAAUGUUCUAGCAUUCUCCACGGAAGGCCUAAAUGUUUUGGGAGUGCUGUAAUAAAAGCCUGUCAUAAUUCGUCUUGAAAUGACAGUUUAUAUGAUCUAUGCACCAAUCUAAGGUAAUUCAGGGUUCCGCAUGUUACCUUUUCUACAGGCCUGUUAAGCCAAUGCCAUUAACUUUGUAGGCUUCAGUUCUUUUUUAUACUGAACCAUUCUCUCAGGGUUAGCUGUAACUGCACAAUGUGUCUUUGUGUGCUUUUUGCGCACAGUUUCCCCUGUUCAAAUAGACAUACUGGCUGGUAAAAAUACUUUUUUAAUACAUAAUCUUUAUAAUUUAAGUUCAUUUUUUACUUUCUAAGUGGAUUUUAAUAUUUUGUUUUGUAAGUUAUGCUUUUUGGUAAUAAUGAUAUAAUAUACGUGUGGUUAUUUGAAAGGAAAAAUUGGAUUCAAAAAUGGCUCAAGUGUUGGAGUUAUUUUUAUGGUGUUUGGAUAUGUAGGGAAUGAGAUUUGGUUAUGAAGAAAGUGUUUUAGAUGUAUUCUGGAAUGGAAUUGAAGGCAAAUGAAUGUUAUAAAGUUUUUUUGAGGUAAUCCUUGUAGUACAAAAUUGUUUUGUGUAGAGAAUUAUUGAGAACUUUUCAGGAAAGGAAUGAACUGAAGAAUAUAACAACAAAAAACUCUGAGAAGGAACAACUUAUCUAUGUAAUAUAAUUGAAUAGUUUUCCGGGUGAGAUUUUAAACAUUGAAAUAUUAGUAUGGCAGAAUUCAGUCUUAAAGUUUGAGCUUUUCAGCUUACUGGUCUGUUAAAAGAGGUGUGAAGAGCUCAUCUGUGUUUGUGUGCUCAGGGCUUUAAGGUUUCCCAGAGAUGUCACCAGCCUGCACUCAUAAUAAGGCCAUUGUCUCAAAAGACGAGAGGCUCUUGCCACGGUCGUGUGCUCGCUGUAUGCCGUCAUCUCGAAGCGAAACAUGAAUCUAGUCCCUGCCUGGGAAACUGUCUUUAAUAAUGUUUAGGGGACAUGAGGUAUUUGGGCCUGGAAUUUUAAAGAGAAAAGAAAAUAGGCCAGACUGGAGUGCGAGACAAAGCAGUCACUGCAGUUUGUGGAGAACGCUUGUUAUGUCCUGUACUUGUCAUACGCUAAGCAAGAGGAUGCUUAAGGGAUAUAAAUCCUUAAUGAUUUUUCUUUUGUGUUAGACAGGAUGUGACAAUGAUAUGUAUGAUGAUGAACUUGUUUUAAACUAUUUUGUAAUAUAUUUAUCAUAAAUAAAUUAUGUGAAAUUGA